Blepharisma stoltei is the source of this 1946-nucleotide messenger RNA. The record is from the annotation of a GenBank genome assembly. Lineage: Eukaryota; Ciliophora; Heterotrichea; Heterotrichida; Blepharismidae.
AUGGAAGAGGAAAAGUCACUUUCAUCAUUAUCUGACUCAGAUGAAGUUGAAGAGUCCCAGAUAGACCCUGAAGAGGCAAAAGAUAAAGUAAUCGGUGAGCCUGAAGUGCCUACACUCCAACCUCGAAAAAGAUACAGCUCCUUCAUAUCCCAGCCCAACCAUCCUGAGGUACCAGAGCUCGUCCAUCAAAAAAGUGAUAUCAAAAUGAGCAAGAAAGGAGUCAAUGUCUUCGUAAGAUUUCGCCCUGAUAACGCCACAGAACAGAAGCUUGGUGUCCAAUGUGUAGACUAUCAUCCUGACCAAAAAAAAGUAUCUGUUUCAUGUGAUGGAAUUAGUCAUGGGUUUAAUUUCAGAAGAAUUUUCCCUCCUGAAAGUUCUCAAGAACAGAUUUUUUUAAGUUGUGCAUUGCCGCUUGUGGAAUCUAUAUUAGAAGGCUAUAAUUGUGCAAUUUUAGCAUAUGGACAAACAGGUGCUGGAAAGACUUAUUCAUUGCUUGGCCCUGGUUAUGACCAUCCUGAAAGGGUUGGAAAAUGCGAUCAAGAGCUCAGAGGUGUAGCUCCCAGAUUACUGCAGUCUAUUUUCCACCAAAUUUAUUCUACGGUAAGUGGAGAAGCUGUAUAUAAAGUAUAUACAAGCUACAUUCAAAUUUAUAAUGAAAAAAUCUUUGACUUGUUGAACCCUGCAAAAGAAAAGCUAAAAGUUUAUCAGGAUACUGAUAAAGGACUAUGGAUUACAGACGCUACAAAAGUUCCGUCAAAAAAUGUGAAAGAGGUCAACCAAAUUUUGGAAUUAGGAACAAAAUAUAGAGUUACUGCAGCUACCAAUUCUAAUGCAGAGAGCUCGAGAAGUCAUGCGCUGCUUAUUUUGACUAUAACGAAACAUUUAAUAAAUACAGGAACUUAUCGAGCUUCACAGGUGUAUAUGGUCGAUUUAUGUGGCAGUGAAAGAAUAUCGAAAACUGGAGUUGUCGAAGAAAGGCUAAAGGAAGCCCAAAAUAUUAAUAAAUCUUUAUUGUCACUUGGAAAUGUUAUUAACGCUUUGGCUGAGAAACGAAAACAUAUCCCUUAUAGAGACUCCAAAAUGACUCGUCUACUUCAAAACUCAUUUGGAGGAAACUCUUUGACAUCGCUGCUUUUAUGCUGCUCUUCCAACUCUACCAAUGCGUUAGAAACAAUAUCAACACUCAGAUUUGGUGACAGAGCUAACAUGGUCCACAAUAGGCCUGUCAUCAAUCAGAGAGAAAGCGCAGAUGACCUUACUCCACUUUCAGUACUUUCCGAGAUCGAGCAAAACAAUCAGGAAAUUUAUAUUUUUUGGCAAAAAGCACCUUCCGUAAGGGAGUAUUACUUUUAUCUUUCAUUUACCAUUAAUUUUUUAAAAAGAAAUUAACCCACCUCCGUGAGCAAAAAAUUUUUUUUUUCUCGGGCGGAGGAGUUAGAAGACUUUUAACAGAAUCAAAUGUGAAAUUAAUAAAUCAGCAAAAAGUAAUUAGAUAUCAAAAUGAGAGGAUCAUCGAAAUGGAAACAAUCAUAAGGGAGCUCUUCUCUAUGAUGGGAUCAAGCCAAGUAAAAGCAGUGCAAAGAAAAAUCCAGAUUCCGCUUGCACCAAUGUCAAGAAAUCCUUUUGACAAGCUUGGAGUGAAUACUUUUGUGUGCAUUUUUUCAUUUCUUCACCCAGCAGAUGUCUUAUCGAUGGUCGGAGUUUGCAAAUCGUUCCGCCAAAGAUUGAAGUGCGAAAACUUGUGGAGGUAUUUUUUGAUUGAGCUUAAACAAGGGAGAAUGGGAUUUAAAUUUAUUCCUGUGGAGACUUGGGAUAUAAACUUCGACAAAGUUGAAAGCUAUUGGGAAAUUUUCAAAGAUAAAUUUAUUAAGAGCCUUGCGAAGGGUAUGCCUGAGGACCCAGAAAGUGCUAGCAGAGGAAUUCAUCUGUUUCAUAAUAUGAGAUAA